GCCAAUCCGCUUCCCGUCAUUCUUACGCAAUUACCGUUAAGGCCGAUACUCUCGCCAGGUAGAGGUGGAGCUCCCUCCCUCAGACGAAAGUGGAAGACGAAGAAGAAUAAAAGGGUUUGGCUACCGUUAGUUAGAGGAUGAUGGAGGAGUAGGAAUUGUUGGCUGGCAAUCCCACCAUUCAUUCAUCUCUUAGGGUUAGGGUUCCUGCUUCUUCAUCAUCAUUUAAUAAUCUCUGUGAGGGAGGCAUGAAUCCCUCCAGGAAAUCAAGGAAUAAGAAGAAAAAGAGGAAGCCCCAUGAACCCAAUGGUGGUGCAACUGCAGUGAAGGAGGACAACGACGAUUCUGGCUCUAGUAGAAUUGAUGCUUCUUCUUCUUCUUCUUCUCGCACUUCUUCCUCUUCCCCUUCCUCUUCCUCUUCCUCUUCCUCUUCUUCUCCUUCUUCUUCUCCUUCUCUUGACCAUGAUUCAAACAGAGCUGCUGAAAUUCUCAGUGCGGGCUCGUCCCUUGACGACGACGACGGUAAUGCCCUUCUUGUCCUUCUUCGUAAAGAGGAGUUGCCCAAAGGACGCAAGCAGAGGAGUUUCGCUACUUCUUCCACAGGCCUGGUUUCGAGUGUUUUGGGAAAGGCCUAUCUGGGGAGCACAAGGAAGGAUUCUUCCAAGUCCAAGGGGCCUCGCAUCAGCAAUGAUGAGGCUGAGGAUUUCUUGUGCUCCAUGCUUGGGUACGAAUCCCAACUCAACAUGGGGGUGAUCAGAGACGUGUUCUGUCAGUGUGGAUAUGAUGUUGAGAAGGCGUUGGAUACGUUGCUUGAAAUGUCAGCUUCUUCCUACGACCAGUUUGUGGAAAGCGACCACAGUAGCUCUGGAAGAACAGAUGGACUUGAUAUAGGAAUCUUUCCUGUUAGAAACAGGGAUCACCUAGCUGAUAGUAUCAAAAGGAAAUGCCAGUUAACAGAAGAUUCAAUUUUUCCUCCAUCUGAAAAAGAGUUUCAUGAAGACUUCGAAUCUGCAGGACAAUUUUGCGGGGAUUGUACCACACUUGGUUCCAUUUCAGAAGAACAUUCAUCGUUCACUUCGGGAACCAUGAAAUCAUAUCUUCCGCAAAAGGUACUGGAGUCUUUGUUCAAUAUCCCUGAGAGUUCCGAACGUAAGCCUGACUCUAUGGACUGGAAGAAGGUCAUCAAGACAAUGGAGUCAUUUGGACAAGGGUUGGAAUUUCGUUCGUCAAGCACUGCAAAACCGCAGCAAAGUACCAGGCAUGCCAAAGAAGAUGACUAUCAGUUGUUUCGGAGAUCUGCGAGGAAGCACUGGGAUACAACAGUAUCCUAUUAUCAGAAAGCUGCAGCGGCAUAUUCAAGGGGAGAACGGGGUCAUGCAGCUUACCUUUCAGAAAAAGGGAAACUCUACAACAGAAAGGCCUGCGAGGCAGAUGAAAAGGCUAGCCAAGAUAUUUUUGAAGCUAGAAACAAGGAAAUACAAAAUGUAGUAACGAUUGAUUUGCAUGGACAGCAUGUCAAGCAAGCAAUAAGGUUGUUGAAGCUUCACCUUAUACUGUUUACAUACAUCCCUUCUAUUCAAUUUCUCAAUGUUAUCACUGGGUGCGGUACACAUGGUGGUGUUGGGAAGGGGAAACUAAAACAAUCGGUGAUUUGCCUCAUUGAGAAAGAAGGCAUUGAAUGGAGUGAAGGGAACAAAGGAACAGUGGUCAUCCGGCUCAAUGGGCUAAAAGAGUUCAGCUUCUUGCAAUCUGAUAGCGACUCUGAGUAAAUUGAGCUGGCUUGUGGACUGGCGGAUGGUUGCACUCGCAAAGUCUAGUUGACAGCGUUUAAGAUGUUUGAGCUUCUUGUUGGCGGAAUUCUGUAGCUUGCAUUCCUCCAUUGCAUGUUUCUGAGGUUUUCUGCCUCUUGACCUUGUAUUGUAUUCUUCUUUUCUUUUAACUAUUUACCCAUUGUUGUUCCCUUUCUUUAGUCGGUCAUGAGAGGCCAGUAGAAAUGUUCUUGGGGAGUGAGUAGGUGUGUAAUGAAUGUUCUUGGGGAGUAGGUGUUUAACAAACAAACCUUUGUCAUAGCUAAUGAUAUUGAUGAUGUAUGAUCUGAAACAUAGGCACAUUUUAUUUUC
Molecule: messenger RNA, 2117 nt
Organism: Magnolia sinica
Lineage: Eukaryota; Viridiplantae; Streptophyta; Magnoliopsida; Magnoliales; Magnoliaceae
Product: SMR domain-containing protein At5g58720
Exons: 11
Coding region: 246-1766 (506 amino acids)
Source: RefSeq, a predicted model, not a curated record